AACCGAGAACUCCGCGUGCACCGUCGGUGGGCGUGUCCGCGAGGAGCCCCAGCUCACGCGCUCAGAUGCUUAAACUCACAGAGUGGAGAUAGCAGGGCGCAGACUAACCAGGCACGAGGAGAGAGAGAGAAAGAGAGAGAGGUCUACGUUGAUUUGUUUGUUUUCGACUCGCGGUGUCAUGAUGACGGCUCGGUUCGGUUCGGUGCUGCUGUGCGCGCUCUUGGCGGCGACACUUGCUCGCAGGAGUUCACCGGAGCCGGAGGAGGUGCAGGAGGCAAUCAGCAGCGCCAGAUGCACAUCCAGGUGCCUGAGUCUGCACAUGACGCAGCUGACAGCAGCCUUCAGACACCUGCAGAGUGACCAAGUUUUGGUUUGGUGUGACAACCACAGACGCUGCGCUCAGUGUCUUCAGCCAUGCAAAGAACUCUGGGAAACCAAGAAGAUGCUCUCUGCAAAGUCAUGUGAGAAGCAGACGGAGUGUGUAACAAGCAGAGACUUCCUGGCCUCUCUGAGGUCAUCUCGUCAGGGAGACUGCCCUCCGCCUCAACGAGCUACGGGAUUCGCCGCCGCCUGUGUGGAGAGCUGCUCAUUAGACCAGGACUGUCCAUCCUCCAGAAAGUGCUGCUUUAAUGGCUGCGGAUACACUUGUCAAGCUCCAGCCAAUUUAUAUAAAGGUGUUCCUCUGAAGCCUCGCAGAGAGCUCAACUUUGUGGAGGACUCAGAGGGGCGUGUGAAGGUGGCGUGGGUGUCAAAGUUCAAUGUCAGCAUGGAGCCUGUCAUUUACAUGCUCCAGUCCCGCUGGAACAUUGGCAUUCACCCCAGUGAAGACCAAGCCUCUCCGUGGGCCACGGUUGCUAUGACCCUGUCUGAGGAUGUGCUUCUGUCUGAUCUGCGGCCUCAGCGUUGGUACCAGUUCAGGGUAGCGGCCAUUAACAGUCAUGGCAGCAGAGGUUUCACCACACCCAGCAAACACUACAUCUCCAGUAAAGACCCAUCACCUCCAGAACCUCCAACAAAUAUGAGAGUGAGCAAUCAAACUCUAGAAUGGGCGAGUUCAACACCUGAGUCCACAGAAAGGUCACUUGGAAGUGGGCCCACAGUGGCAGUCUUAUUACACUGGGAUCCCCCCAGAGAGGGAGACUUACCUGUUCACAACUAUAGAAUCACCUGGAUGUCUCAACAUACAGGAACAACUUUUAAACACAGAUUUCAAACACAUGCAGUGCACAUGAAACCUGCACACGAACAGAGUAAAAAAGAGACCAACAGCAUGCUGACUCGAGGGGCUCAGAGUGAGCUGUGGCUGCAGGGCCUGCUUCCUGCCACUUCCUACCUCCUGUCUGUCCAGACGGUGGCCUACUGGGGUCAAAAAAGACUGAAGAGUCACAGAGGGCAGCUUGCUUUCACAACUGUCUCUCGUACAGACGAGGAAUUCUCCAAUGAGCUCCCCUCCUCCUUGUCAUCUCUUCCCUACCCUGACCUUGCUGCCUCCUCCUCUCCGACUCACCCUGAAUCUCCCCUGAAUCCCGUCACCUCUGAGACCCUGCGGCUGGAGGUCGCAGCCCCUCAUUACCACGACAACCAGCUGCAGGUGAAGGUGUUCUGGAAGUGGCCAUACCACGCCAGACAGAAACACAGAGGUCCGUAUGUUUUGCAGUGGCGUCCUCAUACCUGCAGCACAAAUGUUACGAGCUCAAAGAGAACAACAGCGGUGGUGGAGGGCACCCAUCACACCAUUAAAGGCCUCCAGUUUGCCUGCAAGUACAGAGUCGCAGUGGCAACAAAGGUUGAGCCAAGGGCCGAGGCUGUUGCCUGGGUUACAACCCCAACUUGUGCCUCAAUCAGGGUCAGAGGAGUCAAGGUUUUGCCUUGCAACAGUGAAAAUACAGAGCACCCCCUGUCUGUAAGGAAGGUGGUGCUACGACCAGAGCGACUGACUGCAGCUUUUCAACAAGUCAAUGGCACCUUGCUCACAACAAUUCGCUGGAGAAUUUCCCAUCAUGCACUCGACUCAGCUGCUGUUGAGGGUUUCCAGUUCACCUGGACGCUGCAAUCUGAGCUCAGUGCAGCAACGGAAAGACUAGAAGACACACGUGUCUCCCAGACGCAGACAAUCGGUCCGUCUGAGCGGUCGGUCACGGUUGGGGGUCUCCACAGUGGCAGCACCUACUGGCUGCAGCUCCGGGUGCUGACUGCAGGCGGCAGGGACGGAGCAGCGGUCUCCAAAAUCAUCCACACACCAGCGAUCAACAGCACUCUUUGA
Molecule: messenger RNA, 2263 nt
Organism: Nematolebias whitei (Rio pearlfish)
Lineage: Eukaryota; Metazoa; Chordata; Actinopteri; Cyprinodontiformes; Rivulidae
Gene: anos1b
Product: anosmin 1b
Exons: 14
Coding region: 179-2263 (694 amino acids)
Biological process (GO): neuron differentiation
Cellular component (GO): cell surface; extracellular region
Molecular function (GO): protein binding; peptidase inhibitor activity
Source: RefSeq, a predicted model, not a curated record